This is a messenger RNA of Tinamus guttatus (white-throated tinamou), 1249 nucleotides long. Lineage: Eukaryota; Metazoa; Chordata; Aves; Tinamiformes; Tinamidae. The record is from RefSeq and is a predicted model, not a curated record.
AUGCAGAAUCUGUCACUAGUAGAAAGUCUUAGUAAUACAGACACGUUACACUGCAUGUCUCUGAAAGAUCUAGUACCUGAUGUAGGUGAUAUUUCUCUUCAUGGAAGCAACCAUAACUCAAAUGAAAGGGGAAAUAAUGAAGAAAUGACUAAUCUUGAAGUAAUGCAGCAAAGUCUCCCUAUAGUGAACAGCAAAGGAAGUUGUAAGCAGGUUUCUGAUAGCAGCCAUAAUACACUAGAAAUCAGCGGUUCCUGGGGUGAUUUUGAAGGCUUCAGGGAGUCCUUAGAUAAAGCAGAGAUUUUUGGUCAUAAUCCUGAAGUUUUGGGGAAGUCAAUGACAACUUCUAAAGAUGUUACGGACUUACGCAGAGGCUGCUGCAGUGCCUCAACUGGUCACUUUUCCUCUGAGCCAUCUCCACACACCGGGAGACAGGAGGCCUCUAGCUCUCUAAAUGAGGUAAACCACAGCUAUGGACAUAUAUUUAAGCUGGGCUUUCCAGAAGUUGCUGUACCACAAUCCAGAGAGAGCAUAAGAAGUUUGGAUGAAGUAUUUGAUACAAAUAAUGAAGAUACUGGCAUUGCUGAUUUUACGAAGAAUCAACUUUGCACUGACUGUGGAAACAUAUGGAGAAUUCUUAAAGACUUUGAUAAUACCUCCAGCUUAAGGCAUCCUUGGAGUAAAUCUCAUUGCCAAGAAAACCUCUUGAGUGUUCUUGGAAUAAAUGCAAAUCAAAAGGACUUUCCAGAGAGCCAGGAUAUCCUUGUUGAUGAAUCAAAUGCUAAAGAUGAUGAGGACUUUGGAUUUGAUGGAUUCAAUAUUAAUAACUGCAAAGCACUGAUCCAGACCAAGGUAAGUGUAUCACCAGAUUCCAGAGAUGGCCAUCUUUUUACUUGCAACCUUCUUCUGAACAGAACAACAUCAGGUGGAAAUAUGCAGUAUAUAACAAUCCCAAGAAAGAAGCAAGUUUUCACUAUGCACAACCUUAAAAUGAAAUUUUUCAGCAAUGAUGUUUGUUAAAACCAAUGCACUUUUUAGUUUCUUUUCUUUUUGAACUGAGUGUGUUUUUACCUUUAUUUUGUUACUGGCUUGGUACUAGAGACUUGGUAAGUUCUUAGGGAAGUAACAUACUGCUAUGUAUGGGGUUCUUAAAGCCACCUUAUUAAAAGGUACUUGCACUAUGUAGUUUUGAGGUCAAAGAUGCAAUUUUGUCCUGGUAAGUUUUGUUGUUGAGUCGUGUCUUUUACUGUAA